AUGGCGGUCGUUUUUGUUCGAUUGCUGCUAGUGGUUUCCUGGUGCCUAGUACACGUGGUGGUGAAUGGGACGGAGUCUAACAUCCUGAAGCUCAGCAAGGUGAAGGAUGAGGCGCCGAUCGUGAACCAGUCAGAGAAAUUGAACGCAACUGCUGAUCGCCCUGGCGACGAGAAGGAGGAGGCGAUAGCUAAAGAGAAUCUGGACGUUGAUUUCAUGAAGGAGAAGCUGGAGAGGACGGCGAACAGUAUCCAGUGGCUGGCCGAUCUCUACGAUCCACUCAAGUGGGCAAGAGUGCCGGGGAAACUCGAGCCCGAGUGCCAUAGGGAUCUGGAAUUCUUUUUGAAAUCUCUUAGAGAUGGGAAACCGUGGGCCGCGAAGAUGUCGGACGCGAGCGGCCGUUACUCCUCGCAAUUCCAUUUCGGUAACGGGUUCUGGCUAGGUUCGAGCACCCAGUGCCGGGAACUGAAUCGCACGAAUGGGCCGGAGUUGUCGGGGAUCGAUGACAGGCCGCCCUAUCCACUCAAAUUCCACGUGGCGACGAUGAACCUCACUCUGCCGAAGGAGUUGGAAUUGUCCACGCAGCAAGUAUUUUUGGGUCUCUGUUUGCCGGCCACAUGCGACAGGACUUCCUUGACCUCGUUGCUGAGAGCGAGCGCGGAUCGAGUCGAACGCGAGGGCAAUUCGACCUAUCGAUCUACCGGCCCUAAGAUUCCGAUCGUCGAAGUGAAGCCUGUGCCUUCCAGCGAUUACAAUUGCUGGCGCGAUCCCAAGCUGUAUAUCCUACUAGGAGUCGGAGGAGCGAUAGGAUUGCUGAUGCUGUUCGCCACGAUCUACGAGUACAGGACACUGUCGAUCUUGAACGACGUCGAAUCCUCGAGCGUGUCGAACAAUAACGAGAGGCUCAGCAAUUUCUCCAACAAGAACCUGAAUCAGGAUCACGUCACCUCGAUGGGCCAGGACAACGGAGAAGAGCUGAUCGAGAAGGGGAAGGAUCUACAGAAGGAUCUGGCUGAUCAUGUGAAAGACGACCACAGGAAAGGUGUCUGGAUCAAGUGUUUGACCGCCUUUAAUCCCAUCACGAACGGCAGCAAGAUCAUUAGCACAGAGCCUGCGGCCAGAGACAGUCUGACUUGCUUGCACGGACUGCGUGUGCUCUCGUUGGGAUGGGUCGUCAUGGUGCACACUUAUUUGCAAGUUUACGCUAUAGCCGAAAACAAGUCGCUGCGCACGGUCACCGAACGAAAUUUCAUGUUCCAAACGAUCAGCAAUGCCACCUUCUCCGUGGACACGUUCUUUUUUAUCAGCGGCUUGCUGGUCACGAUUCUCUUCUACCGUUCAUCCGGGAGCUUGAGAAACGACAAGGAGAGCUUCACGAGGACGUGCUCCACUAAAUUCGUCAUCAUGAUCCUCUACAGAUUUAUCAGAUUGACGCCGGCCUACCUCUUUGUCCUGGGGAUAAACGAGAUCGCUAUAAAACAGGCACACGCGAGGACGGUCUUCACGCCGAAGAUGAUUGACCACUUGACCUGCGAGAAGUUCUGGUGGAGGAACGCGCUCUACCUCAACUCGUUGUACACUAAGAAGGAAAUGUGUAUGCUGUGGAGCUGGUACAUGGCGAACGACACGCAAUUCUACGUUCUUGGGAUACUCUUGUUACUGCUGUCCGUUAAGUACUUAAAGGUCGCCGCGAGCCUGGUGCUCCUGCUGCUGGCCUCGUCGUGGUUCACCACUUUCGUCGUCGCUUACACGAACGACUAUGUGGCGAGGAUCCAAGAUCCGUUCGCUCUGUUCGACGAGCUGUACGAUAAACCCUGGAUGAGGGCCGGACCCUACUUCGUCGGCAUUAUCACUGGCUACAUCCUCUUCAAGACGAAUUGCAAAUUGAAGCUGCCCUUGGUGGCGCGGACCAUUGGUUGGCUGGUAUCGAGCGGCAUGAUGUUCUCGCUGGUUUACGGCCUCUAUCCCGGAAAUUUAACCGUGACUGUGAGUUCCGUCUACGCCGCCUUGGGACACACCGCCUGGGCGAUGGCCGUGUCCUUCAUCGUGAUACAAUGCUGCACUGGAUCCGCCAAAAUGAUCGACAGCCUGCUGUCGUUGCGCCUGAUGUAUCCGUUGUCGAGGCUUACUUACUGCGCGUAUCUGGUGCACCCUAUCAUCAUGAUGAUCACCGUCACUCAAAUGGACGGUCCGUUGCAUCUCCACAACGAUAUCGUGCUGAUUCUGUACUUGGGCAAUCUCGUCGCCUCGUACUUGUUGUCGUUCUGCGUUUCGAUCGCGCUCGAGGCGCCCAUAGUCAACCUGCUGAAAAUCGCCUUUAUCUCGAAGAAGCGGGCUAGGUAG
Messenger RNA from Nomia melanderi (Alkali bee), 2340 nucleotides. Its product is annotated as nose resistant to fluoxetine protein 6. The record is from RefSeq and is a predicted model, not a curated record. Gene Ontology annotation, molecular function: acyltransferase activity, transferring groups other than amino-acyl groups. NCBI's taxonomy places the organism in Eukaryota, Metazoa, Arthropoda, Insecta, Hymenoptera, Halictidae.